CUCGGACUUAUAGCGGAAUCCCCCCUCGAAGACCUUGUCUCUCUCCUCCCAUGCCAUCCUUUCUCUGUACGCUCCGAUUCUGUUGCUUGCGUACAGGCCACCCACUUCGGUUGUGGAGCCAUUGCCCUAGCUGUCUGCGCCGCUCAUAAGGUUGUCGAUGCUGCCUCUCUCGCUUCUUUCAUCUUGACAUGGUCCCGCAUUAGCCGAGGAGACCUUCCUUCCUCCUCCCCCACAUUCGACUCCCACGCCAUCUUCCCACCCCAAGACAUGACAUGCCUUGACAGCGAUUGCACUCCAAAACAGAACCCGGCCGAGCCGCUGGUGACCCAUGUCUUCGUCUUCGAGCCCCAAACCAUCAAAUCACUCAAGGCUUCAUGCAUGGUUCUAGGAAUCGUCCCGACAACGGUCGAGGCGGUCUCCAUUCUCAUAUGGCGGUCCAUCUCAAAGGAUGGCCAACCCUCUGGAUUGGCGCACGUCAUAAACAUACGUCAGGCUCUCGAGCCCCCGCUCCCCGAAGGCUCAUUCGGGAAUGUUGUCUUAGGAACAUUCGCAGAGGAUCGUAGUGGCAGUGGUGGGAACGAGGAGAUGGUGAGGGCAGCAAUACGCAGUGUGGACAAAGAGUAUGUGAAGAAGGUGAGGGGGAGGCCGAUGGGUCUGGUGGAGAGUAUGGCGAGGAUGAUGGAGCUGUGGAGGGACGAGGGGACAGCAUUCGUCGGGCUCACGAGCUGGUACCGGUUUCCAAUUUACGGGAAUGACUUGGGGUGGGGGCGACCGGUGUGGGCGAGCCCAGGUGGGGCUUGCAUGCCGGGGGUGGUGAAGCUGAUGCCAACCAGGGACACUGGCGGGGUGGAGAUGUGGGUCACUCUGCCGCGACAAGACAUGGACCUGUUCGAGAGGUGCCCUCAGAUCUCCGCCUACUGCUCGAGGCGAUUUUGAGAUUUUUAUCAAAAAUUUAUGUGAAAUUGGUUUUUUCCAUCUUUGAAAUAUGGAAUAUUUAGCUUGAAAGCUAUUUGUACAUUUAG
This is a messenger RNA of Amborella trichopoda, 1022 nucleotides long. Its product is annotated as limonoid 21-O-acetyltransferse. The record is from RefSeq and is a predicted model, not a curated record. Lineage: Eukaryota; Viridiplantae; Streptophyta; Magnoliopsida; Amborellales; Amborellaceae.